UUGAACGAAAACAUAAUUUCCUCUUUCAGCAUCUUCCCCAGCAACGCCCUGUAUCCAGCCGGCGUGCGCGCCCCGCAGACGCACCAACCAGUUAAAGCGGAAAGCGGCGGCUGCUCCGUCAGGCUGCAGCUGAUGAUGAUGCUGAGGCAUUUGCAGCAGCGGCGUCUGCCUGGUCCGGUGCUUUCGCUUUGAUCCCAGAUGCCAGCGGGGGGGAUGAUGGAGACUGGCACGCACGUCGAAGCCGAGGACGCUCGUGGACGCAGUUCGUGAGUGGAGUAUUUCCUUUCCGAGGGGGGAAAGAUAACGUGCACCCAGCUUCCGUGACGAGUCUCCGGGAUGCAGUCGUAGUUUGAGGCCGGGCCGGACAUGAUUUUAAUCUCAGGGGCUGCUGCUGUAGAGGAUGCGGGAUGGUGAGCGCCGCACCCCGAGAGAUGCUGAUAAGGAUAAUACAGCUCGGUCCUUUAUUGCCCCAAAGCGAAUCCGGAUUUUAGCUGGACUGUGGUGCACUCUGUGAACAUCCUGCUUGUUGUGGUUGUUUAUUUUAUUUAUUUAUUUUCAUUAUUAUUCCUCUCCGGGACUGCGCUGGAGAUCUGAUGCUGGAGGAUUGGGCUGUUUUGUCUGAAGAGAUCAACUGAGCGCUGUUGCUCUCACAGAACCAGGACUGAGCUCCUCACCUGGUGCUUUCAACACACAAUAAUAACCUAUCAGGAUGGCUGAGAAAACACUGGAGCCUGGCUCGGUCAGCAUUGCUAUGGAAGAAACCAAGCUGCCCGGAGGGGCCCCGCAGGAGGCGCCGCUGCUCACCCACCUGAAGAAAGUGGAGAACCACAUCACCGAGGCGCAGCGCUUCAGCCACCUCCCUCGGCGCUCCGCUAUAGACCUGGAGUUCAACGAGCUGUCCUACAUCAUCCAGGAGGGCCCCUGGUUUAGGAGAAGAGGCUACAAAGCUCUCCUCAAGUGUCUGUCGGGAAGAUUCUGCAGCAAGGAACUGAUUGGUAUCAUGGGACCCUCUGGGGCUGGGAAAUCCACUUUGAUGAAUAUUCUGGCGGGUUAUAGGGAAACUGGCAUGAAGGGGACCAUCCUGGUGAACGGUCGGCCGAGGGAUCUGAGGACCUUCAGGAAGAUGUCCUGCUACAUCAUGCAGCACGACAUGCUGCUGCCGCAUCUCACUGCGAGGGAGGCCAUGAUGGUUUCUGCCCAUCUGAAGCUGAAUGAGUCUGUGCAGAUCAAAAAAGAACUUGUGGAUGAGAUCCUGACAGCUCUGGGUCUCCAGGAAUGUGCUCAGACACGCACCCACUCUCUCUCUGGGGGUCAGUGUAAACGCCUGGCCAUUGCUUUAGAACUGGUCAACAAUCCACCAGUCAUGUUUUUUGAUGAGCCCACCAGUGGUCUGGACAGUUCGUCGUGCUUCCAGGUUGUUUCACUCAUGAAGUCUCUGGCUCAGGGAGGACGGACAAUCAUGUGCACCAUUCAUCAGCCCAGUGCCAAGCUCUUUGAGAUGUUUGAUAAGCUGUACAUCCUUAGUCAGGGUCAGUGCAUUUACAAGGGGACAGUCCCUUAUCUCAUCCCUUACCUGAAGAACCUGGGCCUUCACUGUCCAACAUAUCACAAUCCUGCUGAUUUCAUCAUUGAGGUAGCAUCCGGAGAGUAUGGAGACCUGAACCAAGUGCUGUUCGAGGCGGUCCAGGGUGGACUCUGUUCAGAGGAGAGCAAGAAGAACUCCAGAGACAAAAGCGAUGCUUCCUGUCCUUCUCAAGUUCUCAGUGACACAGGAACCCUGGAGAAGUCCAGCUUCCCCACAAGCACAUUCACACAGUUCUGCAUCCUCUUCAAAAGAACUUUCAUCACAAUAUGCAGGGACACGGUGCUGACCCACCUCAGAGUGAUGUCCCAUCUGUGUAUUGGAGUGCUGAUUGGCCUGCUUUAUCUUAAUAUUGGAAAUGAUGCCAGCAAAGUCUUCAACAACACAGGCUUCCUCUUCUUCUCCAUGCUGUUCCUCAUGUUCGCUGCCCUGAUGCCCACAGUGCUAACCUUUCCUCUGGAGAUGUCUGUCUUUAUGAGGGAACAUCUCAACUACUGGUACAGCCUUAAGGCGUACUUCCUGGCCAAAACCAUGGCUGACAUACCGUUCCAGGUGAUUUGUCCCAUAAUGUACUGUAGUAUAGUGUAUUGGAUGACUGAACAACCUGCGGAGGCGGGUCGCUAUCUCCUCUUCAUGGCCUUGUCAACAUCCACAGCCCUGGUAGCCCAGUCCCUGGGGCUGCUAAUUGGUGCUGCAUCCACGUCCUUGCAGGUAGCAACGUUUAUUGGUCCAGUUACAGCCAUUCCCGUGCUCCUCUUUUCUGGAUUUUUUGUCAAUUUUGACACAAUUCCUAAAUACCUUCAGUGGAGUUCUUACGUCUCCUACGUCAGAUAUGGCUUUGAAGGGGUGAUACUCUCCAUCUAUGGGAUGAAUCGGUCAGAGCUUGAGUGUCCGGAAGUGAUGUGUAAAUUUCAAAAGCCAGAGGAGGUUCUACAGCUGCUGGAUGUAGAGGACGCAAAGCUUUAUGUUGACUUUAUAGUGCUGGGUGUGUUUUUUCUGAUUCUCAGACUGGCCACCUACCUGGCUCUCCGCUACCGAGUCAAGUCAGAGCGUUAAGAUGUCACAAUGUUCUUACAUAUCCCAGCCGUGUGAUGAAACAUAUUGUCCUCCUUUCUCUUACUUAACUUCACCUUCACAUAGACUGAAAGACAAAUCCAAGCCUCAGAAAACUGCUGCACCAUUAUCCAAACACAUGGAUGGAAGAUGUUGUACUGGGAAAUGUUUCUCCAUGUCCUAAGUCUGUUACAAGAUGGUGGUCUUUCUUAGCUCACCUUAACCCUCCCCUAAAACGUUCCGACUGCACAAAUGCCCAAUAAAUUAACCUGAAGCAUGUUUCAGUAAUGCAAGAAAAUUGAAUUUUUACAUUUUGCCAUCAAGAAAAUUGUGAUAUGCCUAAGAAGAUAAUAAAAAAACAUGCUAACCCUACUGGAACAGGAAGGCCCAGUGACUUGUACUAGUUCAGUGCCUAAAAGGUAACUCAGUCCACGUCAUAAUCAUUCUCCAAUCAGUCAAGUUGAAGAGUUCAGAAUCGGUUCCCUCUCAUUCCUGUCAGACGAUAGGAAAACUUUCCACAGGAGGAAACAUUUGCGUGUCUUGUACUUCUCUUUUGGGACAAUCUUUUCAGAUCCCUGUACCUGGACACUUAACAUGCAGACUUCCGACUGCCAUUGGAUGACUUACAUCUGCUUUCGAGUGUAGAUCAUUUUCACAGGCCUCCUGCCCCACCACGGGGGGUGGUGGAGCAUUAAAGCCUGGAUGAACUGUUUGCAAAAUGUGUGUCUUAUGUAACAAACCGACAUUCAUCCUGCGACCAGCCCUCAGAGUCCCUACUUGUUCCAUAAUGCUUGUUUUUGCCAUGACAAAGGAAACAUUGACCGAGCUGGGAGCCAAAUGAGUAAGUGAGUUUCCAACCUGAUUCAAGGAGCUGAGUGAAUGAUGCUGCAGACAAAGUGCAAUAGUUUAAACUAUGUGUAAAGACAUGAUGUUUGUCCAUCAGAUUGCUUAGUUUUGACACUAAUCUUCUUUAAAAUGCUUGUUUCCACUUGUUGUAUGCCUCUCUUCCCCUAUCUUUAAAAAGAAAAUAACCUCCUGUCUCCUUCCCUCAUCUUUCUUUCUGCUUUGCUGAUAAAUAAAAAAAAAAGUGUGUUCAAAAGCAAUGCUAGAUACUUGAAAUGCUGGCUGGGCAUUUUUUUGUGCCUCUGAACUAGAAUGAUUUGAGUUUACUCUGCUUCUUGUUGGAACAUAUGUCUUAUGUCAAUGUACCUACGGUGUGGAGGUCGUUACACACAAAUAUACAUAUGCACACACAGAAACACCAACGUACAGACACCUACAAACACACUUACCUUGUUUAAAAGAGCCUCUCCUCGUCACACGGCAAUGCAAAUAUUUUCCAAUAAACUUGCUAUGAAUUAUUUCUUACUUAAACUAUGCUACUUAGUAAUCCUUAUAAUGAUGCAUAACAUGAUGUGAGCAUAUAAUCAGUGAUUGUACAGUGAAUAUAUGUCAUGCUGUAAACAAAUGUAAAUUAGCACUUUUAAGUAUAUGUUUAUUCUUUUUUAUUAAUUUAUAUUUUAUGUUAAUGUAUCUGAGGAAAGCGCUGCUUGAAAGUAUGAGGAAUGUCGCACAGUCUAGGAAUUAACUUUCUAAAGCAGCUUCUUGGGUUGCUAUGGCGAUUUCAUUUCUUCUCCCAAUGCGUUCGGUUGGUGAAGAGAUUUAAAUCUUCUGCUUGCUGCUGAAAAGAUGUAGAAUAUCUUUAAUUAUAUGUGCACUUGUUCAGAAAUCUGAAAAUAUAAGGUAUCAGGAGUGGCAGGGGAAAAUAUAAAUGUUUGAAAUAUGCCAGGAUGAGACAUGGGCAUUGAGCUGUCAAACAAAUGUACUAAGGAGGGAUGUCUCGAUCCGGUCUUUUGGUCUCCAAUACCGAUCAGAGUUAUUUAAGAGUAGGCAGUUGCAGACACCAAACCCCCGACAGAUGCUUCAAUAAAAUCAACUUUAUGAAUAUUUGUGAAAAUCGGUGGCUUUAAAAGACAGAAAAACUUAAUUUUCUGGAAACUCCAUUAUCUGUUUGUUUCUUCACCGCAACAGAUUUGCCAAACAAGUUUCUUCAUUGCAAUUAAAUAAACUCCAUGCUCCUGCUGAUAAAGUUUCCAUGUAGAGCACUUAGCUAGAUGCUAAGUUGUUGUGGCAGAGACUGAAAUAUGUUAUAUUGACUCAACAUAUUUCAGUGAGGUUUCAUUUAAUACUGAGCAGACAAAACUUAAAGAGAACAUUGUUUUUCUGCUUUGUGAAUUUAUUAGCUGGAAUCUGCAGUUUCCUUGACAGCCGUUUCUGGAGGACAGCCGUUUUAUGUGAAUAUCUGACUUAUAGAUAUAUAAAAAGUAUUGAAUAAACUUAGAUCAAAUUCCUGCUGACAAUGUUUCCACGUGUUGCAAUUUGUUGAAAUGUUUGGCUAAUCCUAGCAGUUUUAUUGUUUUGAUACUAUCAAUGUUGAUAGAUAGAUUAAUAACAUAUUUCAGUGUGGUUUUAGUUUGUUUGAUCAUAUAAAAAUGGCAGAAAAAAUUAUGUUUCUGGAGACAUAUUUGUCUCAAAACAGACUACAGUCUACAACAAAUUAUGUCUUGCUGCUGCUGGCAAUAUUUAGUGUAAAAAAAACUUUAAAAAUGACUAAGCUAAAGCUAGCAUGUUUCCUCAUUGUUUUGACGGGACUACUUGAUAUUUUGGUCCCAGAUAUUUGCAUGCAGGCAAAGCUUACAGAAAAAGUUGUCCCACUGAGUUAUAAUCUUAUUGUUUUACUUUCAUAAGAUCAGUGUUUAAUGACUAAUAUUUAGCUGCUCAUCUGUCUGAAGACAGCAUACAGAGUAGGCCACAUGACACAGACAGUUAGGAAACUGCAACAACCUUUGACACCAAGUCAUUACAAAGGGUGAAAAAAAAGAGAUUGGUUAGCCAGGGCCCAAACAUAAAAAAAAUCCUGGGAAAACCAAUAUUUGGAACUGGAUCGGGACAUCCCUUGUAUCAAUAUGUAGCUGAAGAGAAGGUCGUCAUUAUCAACAGGGAAGCAGCUGAAUAAGAAAGAGAGGGAGCAGAGGCUUGUUUCUGACAGCAAUAGUUAACAUUGUGAUGUUUUUAGAGUAAUACCUCCCCCUGCUGUUGCUUUAGACACUUUAGAAGUCUUAUCUUCCUCUUGGUUUCAUUAUGUGCAAUAAUCAUCCAAAGGUAUUUUGAACUUUAUGAAAAGGGAACUGUGACACUUCUGUAAGAAGCAUGAUGUAUUUUCUUGUUUCUUCUGUUUUGUUUUCCUCAUUCAUUUGUUGUUAAGCCCUUGAUGGAAAGUGGUUGACUAUAAGCAGAUGGUUGCUGCCUGAAAAACCGUGGCAUUUUAAACAUUUUUUAUUACACUUCAAAAUCGGUCUGGUUGGUAAGAGAUUAGCAUGAAAAAGGCGUCAAUAAUACGUAUUUUAAAUGGCUUUAGAAAAUUUCAUUCUGCUAUUUCAACAAAGAAAAACUUUUUAAUUUGUGUGGACCAAAGUUUGGAAAUUGGAGUCUACUCCAAAUGGCAAGUUACUUGAUGAAAGUCCUCGCUAAAUAUGGUUUCAAAAUAGCAGAUGCUAAAUAAUUUUAUUGAACUUAUGCUUUGAUGAUGCAGCAAACUGUGGCUUUUUUUCCUUUUCCUUUCAUUUUGAGACUCCUUUAAGCAUUUCAUACAUUUUUAUUAAGAAGCCACACAAUGCUCUCCUACAUGCAUGGAAACAAUAUUCAGGCUAUUCUUACAAAGAGCUUUACAAAGCAAGUGAUACGACUGAGCUUUAUUUCAACACUCGUUUAAAUAUUUUUUUUCCCUCUAAUAUAAUUUAUUAUCUGCAGCUUAGUUUAUCAUUUGUCAACAAUCACAAGUCCUGUAUACUGAAUGCUGUUCCAAGGAUUAUAAUAAAGAUAAUUUAUAACCUUU
Molecule: messenger RNA, 6530 nt
Organism: Xiphophorus couchianus (Monterrey platyfish)
Lineage: Eukaryota; Metazoa; Chordata; Actinopteri; Cyprinodontiformes; Poeciliidae
Gene: abcg4a
Product: ATP-binding cassette, sub-family G (WHITE), member 4a
Exons: 15
Coding region: 710-2638 (642 amino acids)
Biological process (GO): transmembrane transport; cholesterol efflux; cholesterol homeostasis
Cellular component (GO): plasma membrane
Molecular function (GO): ATP hydrolysis activity; ATP binding; ABC-type sterol transporter activity
Source: RefSeq, a predicted model, not a curated record